Molecule: messenger RNA, 531 nt
Organism: Penicillium maclennaniae
Lineage: Eukaryota; Fungi; Ascomycota; Eurotiomycetes; Eurotiales; Aspergillaceae
Exons: 1
Coding region: 1-531 (176 amino acids)
Source: RefSeq, a predicted model, not a curated record
AUGCCCUCAUGGAUAGCCGCUACAGACCCCAUCAUUCCUCAAGUCAUCGAUCCGAGCGAUUCCUGUCUGGGAGGAGACGUGUUGGCAUGUCUGAGAAACAAGCGUGGAAUCGAACCGAAGCCCCGCAUUCCCAUGCGUCAUGUUUUCUCCAGUAGGACUGCACAGCCAUGGAAUCGAAAGACAUCAAUUGUGCCCGGGGACCCGUCUGAUGCAAUUGCGAAUGCAAGGGACACCGUCCCUGCUGUUCCGAGACCGCAGCUAACGAUUGUAUUUGGGGUGCGUGCAAGGGAUGGUUCAGGUACGGGCCCAUCCUGUCCUAAUCUUUGUCCAGUCCGCGUCCCUCUGGACCAUGUCUUGGAUACCGGGAGAUUUGAACCCUCCAUUGUCAUAAGUGACGUACACUUCCGCGUCUAUGAAAAGACGAUCAUUUUCGUUUCCAUCCUUGUGGAUCCGGAAUAUCGGCAAUCGGAUGGGAGAUGUUAUGACUUUGGCGCCGGCACGGAAGCCCCGGAGACUGGACAGGGCGCGUAG